ACGCGUCACAUGUCCACCAAACAGGGAAGUGGAUUCUGAAACAGAACCAGGGCCGAGCUUGUGCCUUAUUUCCCCCACGGAGGAACUCGCUAACCGCAUUUCACGGUGUUAUAAGGCGCAGAACUGCGGCCACACACGGACAGAAUCGGCAGUUUGCAGCUGAAUUCUGAAAAAUGGCCUCAAAUCGCUUCCUCCGCUCGACGUUCCUCCGCCGCCUCCUCAUCUGCGUCACCUUGUGGAGCCACCUGAGCAGCGGAGCGUCCGGUUCUUACCGGAGACCCAACGUCGUUCUCAUCCUCACCGACGACCUGGACGUCGCUAUCGGAGGACUGAAUCCGCUGAGCAAGACAAAAAAGCUCAUUGGUGAUGCAGGAAUAUCGUUCACGAAUGCAUUCGUUGCCAGCCCGCUGUGCUGCCCAAGUCGAGCCAGCAUCCUUACGGGAAAGUACCCCCACAACCACCACGUCAUCAACAACACCUUGGAGGGAAACUGCAGCAGCACAGCCUGGCAGAAGAGCGAGGAGGACCACACCUUCCCCGCCCUGCUGAGGAGCUACGCUGGAUACCAGACCUUCUUCGCUGGGAAAUACCUCAACCAGUAUGGACACGCUGAGGCUGGUGGGGUUGAACACGUUCCUCCAGGUUGGAGCUACUGGGUCGGACUGGAGAAGAACUCUAAAUACUACAACUACACUCUGUCUGUGAACGGGAAAGCUCAGAAACAUGGAGCUGAAUACAGCAAAGACUAUCUGACAGACGUACUGGCCAACAUGUCUCUGGACUUCCUCCAGUAUAAAUCCAGCUACCAGCCCUUCUUCAUGAUGGUUUCCACUCCGGCCCCCCACUCCCCCUGGACAGCAGCUCCCCAGUACCAGGACCGGUACAACAGCACCAAGGCCCCCAGAGACCCCAACUUCAACGUCCACGGGAAGGACAAACACUGGCUGAUCAGACAGGCUAAAACUCCCAUGACCAACUCGUCUGUUCAGUUUCUGGAUGAUGCCUUCAGGAAACGGUGGCGAACUCUACUGUCAGUGGACGACCUGGUGGAGAAACUGGUGAAGAGGUUGGAGGUCAGAGGUGAACUGGACAACACCUACAUCUUCUUUACCUCUGACAACGGCUACCACACAGGCCAAUUUUCACUGCCGAUGGAUAAAAGGCAGCUCUACGAGUUUGACAUCAGAGUUCCUCUCAUGGUCAGAGGACCAAACAUCAAACCCAACCAGACCAGCAAGAUGCUGGUGGCGAACGUCGAUCUCGGUCCGACCAUCCUGGACAUCGCUGGCUACAAUGUCAACAAAACCCAGAUGGAUGGGAUGUCCUUCCUGCCUGUUAUGGAGGGGAAGGUGAACGCCAGCAGCUGGAGAACAGACAUCCUGGUGGAAUACGAAGGUGAAGGAAGCAACGUCUCUGAUCCGGCUUGUCCUCUGCUAGGACCAGGAGUGUCGGAGUGCUUCCCAGACUGUGUGUGCGAGGACUCGUACAACAACACUUACGCCUGUGUGAGAACAGUGGCCUCUUCUGCCAACCUGCAGUACUGCGAGUUUGACGACAAUGAGGUGUUUGUAGAAGUCUACAACAUGACUGCAGACCCCUUCCAGCUGAGCAACAUCGCUAAAACCAUUGACCAGGAGAUACUGGAGAAGAUGAACCAUCGGCUGAUGAUGCUGCAGUCCUGCUCCGGACAGUCAUGUCGGACCCCCGGCGUUUACGACUCGAGGUAUAGAUUCGACCCUCGACAGAUGUUCACCAGCCACAGCUGGCGGCUCAGCAAACUCCGACAGAAGAUGAAAUAAGAAGAGCGGACGAAGGACGGAGGAAGGAGGGCUGUGUCGUGUUUUACAUUCAGCCUUUCCUGCUGUUGCUGCCUUGUUUUUCGGCCUCCGGAGCCAGAAGAUGGAUGGAGAAGGGAUCAGUGGGGCGUAUUUUAGGGAAAUAUAGGUGGGUUGCCGUGGAGAUGGGAGGCCUCUCAGAGUAAAGGACCCACCUCUUAAACUUCCUGUUUGGGCCGCUGUUAAGUCAGUAAGUGUGAAAGAAAGUGAGAUUACUCGAGACUGAUUUAAAAUAGCAAGCCAUGAUUUCAAACCCUGUUUUCUUUUUAAGCGUCAUUUUGCACUGAACGUCUGCUCGGUCACCCAUUUCUAUUUAAAUCCUUUUUGUUUAAAUAUCUGGUGCAGUUUAUCCUCAGAGCAUUUGGGUGGUUCUCAGAAAAAUGGAAACUUAAGUUUACAGCUGGAAGUGGCACUAAAAUGGCAACUGUAAAGUACGUUUUACUACUAUUCUUGAUAGUUUUCUCAUUAUUCUGUAAUUGCGUUUAACAAGUCUGUCCUUUUCUUGGCUGUUGGAAGAUAUUUAAAGGAAUUAUUUUGCUCUGGGAACUUGUUAUUAAUUGAUUGUUUAAGUUGCAGCCAUGUUUAUCACUAAUUUAAAGGCAGUCUUCAGGAAUAAUUCUGGUAUUUUUAAACUGGGGCUCCAAUUUCCCAUCGUUUUCAGACAAAAUGAUCAAAAGAGACAAAAAUAUUUGGAUGUUGAGCAGUGCCUAGAUUUAAAAAUACUAAAAUUAUCCUUUAAAACACUGCUUUUCAACAUGCAGUUAAAAGGGCAGCAACACAAAAAUAUCUUUAACAAUCCAGUUAUUAGUUAAUCAAGUAAUCACAGGUUUUCAGAGCAAAGCGAUUAUUUCAAAGACCUUUAAACAGUCAAAAUAAUACAAGUUGUUACACUCAAGAUAAACCAGUAAAGGGUUAGAUUUUAGAAGAAAUUACCUAAAAUAUGCCGUUAAUUAACCCAAAUUGAUCAUUUGCAAACAGAUUAAUGGUAACUAAACCCGUUAAUCCUUCUAACUUAAUUUAUGUGUGACUUUUAACAGCCUGUGUGAAGCAACUGAAAACAUUCUAACCUCCAAAGUUGAUGAGAACCAAUCAAAUACAGCUAAAAAUUGCUUGGUACGAUCACAUUACCCUUCUGUUCAAUGAGAUUACACUCCUCUGCUGUGGGGACUAAAUAAACGUUGACCAGUACCAUCACAAAUAGCUGCACUUUGUAGUGUGAUAAUGUGGUAAAUCUAUAAAUGCUACAGUAAAUGACCGCCACUACCAAUCACUGUUGGUUGAUGUUUGGCAGAUGUUUUAAGCAAAUAUCCGAUGGACAGAAGUCUAAUGUGAUCGUAAAGAACCAGAAAGAAGCUCCCUUACCCUAUGAGAUAAAAAAGAGAAACAGAAGGAGAAGUUUACUAGAAAACACAUCAACGGCCGUCUUUCCACUGCAGGAAAUCGAGGCAGGAGCCAACAUUUAUAGCUUAGUUACGGUGUAGGAUCCGCUGGGCUCUCAAGGUGAUGAUAAUUUUGCAUUAAAACAACAACAACUACUAGUUACUGGAUGUUUUAUGAGCACAUACGAAACAGUAGAGUGGAAGCCUUUGUUGUAAUUCAGCUGCCUCUCCAGGGAGUCUUUCCUCCAAUGGACAGACUCCAACUCUUCCAUCUUGGACUGCAGCUGGCGAUGCUGGAGGACCACCAACCACCAACCAGAACCAUCUAGUAGAUGGAGAACUGGUUCGAUUGCAGAGCUGAACAAGAACACCAUGAAGUCCAUGACGAGCCGGUCGACUACCAUCGCUGGUUAGAGUCCAAAACAGAGGAGUUGGAGCGUCGUUGUAGGACGACAAACACACUGGAGAAGCAGCUGAAUAACGUGGAGAACCACCACAACCUGCAGGUAUGAAAACAGAUUCACAGCAAACACCAAAAUGGAUAUUAAUCACUAGUUUUAGAAAUUUGUAGUAAAAUCAGGGAGACAACGGUGAUUGGUGAGUUUAACGUUGAGUUGAAGUGACAGUCAAGCAUAUUAGUGGAGAAAAUUCAGAUUUUUAUCGUGAUUCUACCUCAACAAAAGCAUCAUUUGAUCUUAAGGCCUAUCGUCCACCUUUAUUGGAGAAAACCAAGAUGGUUGCCAUUUGUUGGGUAAGCUUUUUUGGAAAUAUUGCGUUCUUGAUGGCAAUAUUUAGGGAAAAAAACUGCCACUCCAAGAAGGCUGAAAAAUGGCGCCAUUUAUCCAAGUUUAACCUAUCAGCACUGAGCUUCAGUUGGCAGAUUUUUAGGCUCAUCUACCCAAAAAUAGGCCAUUUUUUCUACUGGUCCUGAAAAAAAAAACGUCCCAUAGUUGCUGCAUCAAACUGACCUACGAGUUCCUGCAGUGGAAACCUGUAAUUAUCUACCAGAAAUCAGUGCCUUGUAACCCAUAGAAACAACAUUAACCAAAACCUGUAAUUACCCUGCAGCCGUUACUGUUCCAUUAACAUCAGACUGACAGCAGCCAGCACGAGGUGUGAUGGAGGCUUCAGAAUAAAGGUCACAAACGGCAUUUCCCUGCAAGAGUUUUACAUAUUUUUGUUAGAAAUGAUCAGAUAUUGCAUUUAAAUUAGACAAGUGGUUGGCUUCAGUUUAACUCUCAGAAAAGCACCUUUGUUGGCUGUCUGACUAAAAGAAACCCCGAAUAUAAGUGUAUAAAUCUGAUUUACCGGCUCAUUUAAACUGACUUUCAUGUCCUUUAAUAUCAUUUUAGCACAUUUUUCUUAUAAACAGAAGCAUCUUUGCUAUUCAUGAGAUUAAUAAUAGUCAUUACGUUGUGUUUUUCUUGAAAUAAUCUUUUGUCCCUGGAUUUGAAUUGAUCAGUGUGCUGAUAUAUUUCAGUUUAACUUUCUAUGUUUAGGGAAAACUAACAAUUUAAAUGAAGUCUUUCACUAAUAAUUUCAUGUUUUUAGCAUUGAGCUGAAAUUAACUUUGGUACAGAAUGAACAGCCUAAUGGGAAGGAGGAAGCAACAAACAGGUGCCAAAAGACGUCCUCUUUCAAUCAGCUCAGCUUUAGAUCAGUUGGUUUUCAUUAUUUUAUUUAUUUUAGUUUAUAGGUCAGAUGUGGGAACGUUUAAGACCAAAUAAAGAAUUUUAAUUGAUCUGUAAACAUUUAAUGUUAAAAUAAAGAAAAAUAUAUAUAUAUAUCUUUUGUCAGCUCACCUCCUUCAAACUUCAAGGGAACUUAUUUUUUUUACUUUGGAUCAUGUUUAUUUUUAUGCCAUAAAACACUUUUAUACAAAAAAAGUAACUUCCUAAAAUCCUUUUGUGGCCGCAAUUUGAUAUUUCUUACUUUUAAAACUCAAAACGCUGGGGAUCUUUCAAAGCUGAUAUAUUUUAGAUUUAAGGUACCAUAUAAACAUUUGGGAAACAUGCAGGAUUUCGACAUCACACUUGUUUAUCUGUCAUGGAUUAGCUUAGCUUAGCAUUAAAACUCUCAACAAUCAAACAAAAUCUUCCUUCUAGCACCUCUAAAGUGACGAUUAGUGAGCUUUAGCUGUGCUGGUCUAAUCGUUGAAAGUCUUUUUGCUACAUUAAGCUAACAGUCUCCCAGCUGUAGCAGGCCAGAGACUGAUAGCUUAGCUAAGCAUGAAAACUGACAACAAUUGAACAAAAUCCUCUUUUCAGCACCUCUAAAAUGGUAAUUAGUGACUAGCUAUGUUGGUCAUCCUCAUUCCCAGUCUUUAUACUAAGCUAACAGUCUCCCAGCUGUAGCAAACCACUGACUGAUUAGCUUAGCUUAGCAUAAAAACUGACAUUCAAGCAAAAUCCUCCUACCACCACCUUUAAAGCCCCUGAGGUAAUAAUUAUUGAACCUUAGAUCUAAAAUAGUCAGAAAUGUGUUCUCAGUCUUUAAGCUCCUGACUGUAGUUAGCCGGUAGUUAAUUAGCUUAGCAUAGCAUAAAGACUGGGAACAAAAUCUGUCUACCAUUACCUCUAAAAAGACAAUUAACAAGUUUUAGAGGUGAUAUUAGACAGAGUUAGGCAAGCUCUUCCCCCUUGUUUGCAUUCUUUAUGCUAACCUAAGGGUCUCCUGACUGGAGUUACCCAGUAGCUAAUUAAAUUAGCCCAUCAUAAAGUCAACAAUUUAACAAAAUCACCUGACCAGCAUCUCUAAAGCUUCUAAAGUGAAUUAGCAAGUAUUAGCGCUGCUUUCCCCCUUGUUCCCAGUCUUUACGUUAAGCUAUGCUAAUAGUCUCCUGGCCUUAGCUAGCCAUUGGCUACUUAGCUCAUUAUGAAGUUUGACAACAAAAUCUUCUCACCAGCACCUUGAAAUUGACAAUUGGUGGACUGUAGAAGUGCCAGUAGUCUGAGCCAGGAGAACGGUUUCUGAUUGUUCAAAGAUUUUAUGCUAAGCUAAGCCAAGCUAAGGUUCUCCUGGCUGUACCUAGCCAGUAGCUGAUUACCUUAGCUUUGUAUGAGUGACACCAAUCAACAAAAAUUUAUCUUCCAGCACCUUAAAGCCUCUAAAGUGAUAACUGCUAAGCCUUAGAUCUGCUUUUCAACUUGUUCCCGGUCUUUAUGCUAAGCUAAACUAAGCUAACAGUCUCAUGGAUAUAGCUUUACAUUUAAUCAAAGAAAGUGAAUCUGUAGGAGGUUUGUCUCCCAAAAUGGUGAAUUAUUUCUCAAAGGCUGCCUGUGAAAGACUUCAGAGGGAAAUUCUCGAGUACUAAACGGAGGAAGGUGAUGUUCACAAACUUUUCUUCGACUUACAUCUGCUUGAUAUUUGUUGUAAACGAUGGAAUCUGUUUUUGUGUGUUUAUUUUGGUUAAAAAGUAUUUUUAUUACUGACAAACACACAUACAAACCGGCUGUGAAGCUCUGUUGCUACCGUUGUUCUUGGAUAACAAUCGUAUGUUAAUGCAGCUCUUUCUUCCUCUGGAUUCAACCUGAUCCGACUCAUGACUGGAUUGAAAUUAACGUUUGGUGUGAAUAAACUCCUUCCGAGGCCACCGGACUGAACGUUUACGCUACAGUAUGUGAUUAAUUUUAACACCGAUUCACUUUGUUUCAAUUCACUGAUGCACUUUCCAAUCUGUCAGAACUGUUUGUUGUUUUGGCACCCUUUAGUUUUAUUUUUCAGAGUAGUUUUUGAUGAUGAUGAUGUAUUUUUGGCUUGUGAUUUUGUCCAAAUAAAGAGAUUCUCAAGAGA
Messenger RNA from Amphiprion ocellaris (clown anemonefish), 7006 nucleotides. RefSeq names its product glucosamine (N-acetyl)-6-sulfatase a (gene gnsa). Gene Ontology annotation, biological process: glycosaminoglycan metabolic process. The coding region runs from base 174 to 1799 and encodes 541 amino acids. Gene Ontology annotation, molecular function: glycosaminoglycan binding; N-acetylglucosamine-6-sulfatase activity. NCBI's taxonomy places the organism in Eukaryota, Metazoa, Chordata, Actinopteri, Pomacentridae. The record is from RefSeq and is a predicted model, not a curated record. The transcript is spliced from 14 exons.